Molecule: messenger RNA, 584 nt
Organism: Brassica napus (rape)
Lineage: Eukaryota; Viridiplantae; Streptophyta; Magnoliopsida; Brassicales; Brassicaceae
Product: dormancy-associated protein homolog 4-like
Exons: 3
Coding region: 95-451 (118 amino acids)
Source: RefSeq, a predicted model, not a curated record
UUCCUUGCAUAAGAAGAUAAGAGACAAAAAAGCCAAAUAGUUUGUAAAAAGAUAUAUAUUGUAGUUAUAUAUUUUUGGAUAACAUUUUGAUCGGAUGGGGUUCCUACACAAGCUGUGGGAUGAUACGGUGGCCGGACCGGCGCCGGAAAGUGGUCUCGGAAAAUUGAGAAAGCUUCAUUCUUUAUCCACCGUCCGAUCUCCUCUAUCCAGCAUUACCAAGGCGAAUAACAAUGUCUGUGGACUCGGGAAAUUGAAGAUGGAUCCAGGUCUUGUUCCGGAUUCUCCGACCGGGUCAAGCAUCAACCCGGGGACGCCUUUGACCCCGGGAACACCAUGUGAUAACUUUGGACCAUUCAGCGCCGAGAAAGUCCCUUCCGCCGGUGAAGCCGAUGCCGCAAGUCUCACUUCUUAUGAAUGGAUUGUGAUCAACGCAUGCGCAUUGGACCGUUGAAAACGACGAGAAAGAGAGAAAGUGCUACGGGUUUGUAUAUAUAUUAUUAAUAACCUAAGCAUGUAACUAUGUAAAUAACAAUUAAUUUGUACAUAAGUUUUUAUACAAAAUACAAACACUACUCCCUCUCAAA